CCACCUUCUAGUUCUAGGUGGUGCUUCCGUAUGUCUUACUCAAAGAAAUCACAUUGCAGUUUUACUUUUGAUAAGAGAGUCGUAGGCUAAUUGUUAUCGUUAAUUGAUUUCAUAAUGAAAUACGCAAAAAACAAUUACGACUGAGACUUGGACCUAAAGCUCUAAGUUAUAAAAUAUUUUAAGUUUGCUAUAUACUUACCAGUGUUGAGCCUAAGGCGAAAUAUAAUUAUAUUUAUAUGUAAAGUUAUGGCGUAUAGUAUGAAACUUAAAGCUGGGAAGACUUGGUCUUUGUUGAAUUCGUGUAUUAAUAGUCAUAUUUCGAGAUUUUUCGUUACAAUUUUCAAUAGAAAUUUAAUAGGAGAAGAGAAGUUAAUAUACCUACCAAUUCUUCAACGACCAACUAAGGUUAACGGGAAUCUUGCUAAAACGAGUAACACUAACAGUACUAGUAGCUACGUUAUUAAAAAUAAAAGUACUGGGCCUAUCAGUAGUAGUAGACCGCGUAAUACUAGUAGUAUUACUGUCUAUAAAAAACAAAAUAAAAGUACGAAUGAUAUCGUAAACAAUGGAGUGAGAAAUAUUAACUUUGUAUGCCAUCCAUUUUAUUCUAGUGGUCAAGAAAAGUAUCCUGGAACAAAAAGUUUUAUUAGAAGAUAUGCUCUCCUAGCUGGAAUACUGGGAAGUCUUGGUUUCCAGAAAGAUGAGGAAAAAGAAGAAGUACUUAUCUCCACAAUCAAGCGUGGUGUUCUUUCUAUUCAGAAGGGAGACUUGAAUACUGCAGAGCAGAUCCUCCAUGUUGCCCUUAAAAUUGCUGAAGAUGAAAUGAAUCCACAGGGUAUUACCUAUAUAUAUGAUUUACUUGCUAACAUUGCCUUUGAAAAACAAGAACAUCAAAAAGCAGAAGCACUCUUUGUAGAGGUAAUGAAACGAAUGAUUGCUUCUGGAACUCCAAAAGAUGAUAAUGCAAUUUUGGAAAUGUCAUUGAAGCUUUCAACUAUAUACAGUGAGCAAAAACUUGAAGAAAAGGCAGAAGAUGGAUUUCGUUACUGUUUUCAAGUGCUGAACAAAAGAAUCCAAUCUAUUGAUUUAGAAAAAGUGGAUAUUUUCACAGAAACAGAACAGGAUGAUAUUAUUUUAUGGGCCAUGAGCUGUGAUUGGUAUGCUCGUCAUUUAAUGUCUAAGGGGGAUCUCAAAAAUGCACAGCAACUUUAUGAAAAAUCCUUAGCAGUUUCUGAAAAGGUCAAUGGACCUUCUCACCCAAAAACUUUAAUUCUAAUGAAUGAUAUUGGAAGUGUUGCCAGCAUGAGGAAAGACUUUGAUGUGGCCAUCAGUUAUUUAAAUCAAGCAAUAGAUAGAGGUACAGUAGAAGAAAGCUCAGACCUACCAUCUUUCUACUGUAACUUGGGAGUUACACUUAUGCAGAAAGGGGAUCUUCAAAAUGCAUUUAAAACAUGUGAUAAAGGGUUUCAGUUAGCUAGAAAAUUAAAAAAUAAAGUUGCUCAAAGUGAAGCCAAAAAAUGUAUAGAAGAGGUUAAAAAAGUUAAGAAUACCAAGUUGUAAAACAUCAGAACAUUAAUAAAAAUAUGGUUAAA
Molecule: messenger RNA, 1592 nt
Organism: Limulus polyphemus (Atlantic horseshoe crab)
Lineage: Eukaryota; Metazoa; Arthropoda; Merostomata; Xiphosura; Limulidae
Gene: Ttc19
Product: tetratricopeptide repeat protein 19, mitochondrial-like
Exons: 2
Coding region: 247-1560 (437 amino acids)
Biological process (GO): mitochondrial respiratory chain complex III assembly
Cellular component (GO): mitochondrial inner membrane
Molecular function (GO): protein binding
Source: RefSeq, a predicted model, not a curated record